Sesamum indicum (sesame) is the source of this 2881-nucleotide messenger RNA. Its product is annotated as cyclic nucleotide-gated ion channel 17. Gene Ontology annotation, cellular component: membrane. The record is from RefSeq and is a predicted model, not a curated record. Lineage: Eukaryota; Viridiplantae; Streptophyta; Magnoliopsida; Lamiales; Pedaliaceae. Gene Ontology annotation, biological process: transmembrane transport; potassium ion transport. Gene Ontology annotation, molecular function: voltage-gated potassium channel activity.
CCAAAUCCAAGAACCAAUCACACACACAUCCCUGUACAGUCCCGCACACCCUCUCCAACUAAUACUAAUAAAAUUUCCUUACUUUUUCAGUUGUUUGGGUCUCUGCAAAUCUGGUCUGACACUCAUCAGACAUAUUAGCAUGGUGAUCAAGAAUGUUUUAUUCUUUUAAUCGUGAUUACUAAGAGAUCAUUCUUUCUGUAUCUUUUCUUGAUAGUUUUAUAUACGGUCUUGGACUUCCAUUUCGAGAGAGAGAGAGAUAGAGAGAGAGGGAUUCAGUCUCAUGCCUGCCGAGAAUGGAGAUGAAGAAUGAGAAGCUUGUGAGGUUUUGUUCUGAUGGAAAGCAAGAAAAAGGUUUUAUGUUGUGGGGAGGGAAAACGGGCUCGUCCAAGAUGGAGAAGUCAUCAGCAGGACAUAAAUUGGCGUCGACACUAUUAAAUUCUGAGGGAAAAUGCAAAAUUAUUGAUUCCCUUAAGUUUGGUGGUUCAAAGGUGUUUCCUGAGGAUCAUGAACCAUUACACAAGCAUAUACUUGAUCCUGGUAGUGACAUUGUGCUAAACUGGAACAGAGUUUUCAUAGUUUCUUGCUUAUUAGCACUUUUCGUCGACCCCUUGUACUUUUAUUUGCCAAGUAUAGGAGGUAGUAAGGGUUCUUGGUGCAUAAAGACAGAUUUUAAGCUGCGGAUUGUUGUGACGUUUUUCCGAACUAUUGCCGAUCUUUUCUAUCUCUUGCACGUGGUGAUUAAGUUUAGGACGGCAUAUGUGGCUCCAAGUUCACGAGUAUUUGGUAGGGGCGAGCUUGUAAGAGAUCCCAAGAAAAUCGCUCGAAGAUAUAUAAGAUCUGACUUCUUCAUUGAUCUAGUUGCUACAUUGCCUCUGCCUCAGAUCGUCAUCUGGUUCAUCAUACCGGCGACGAGAAACCAUCGGACGAAUCAUAAUAACAAUGCCCUUGCUUUAAUUGUACUAUUCCAAUACGUUCCUCGGUUAUACCUCAUUUUUCCAUUAAGUUCUCAAAUUAUAAAAGCAACUGGAGUUGUCACCAAAACUGCUUGGGCAGGGGCUGCCUACAAUUUGCUUCUCUACAUGCUCGCAAGCCAUGUCUUGGGUGCGGCAUGGUAUGUACUGUCAGUUGACCGUUACUUGUCUUGUUGGAAAUCAAUAUGCAAGAGAGAAGUCAACCCCACAAAAUGUUUGCUAGAAUACUUGAAUUGUGACACUCCUGACAGUAGACAACGGGACAUUUGGAUCAACAGCACAAAUGUUUUCCAAAGUUGUGAUCCUGAUGAGGAUAUUACAUUCAAGUUUGGAAUUUUUGAAAAUGCCGUCACAAAACAAGUUGUCGCUUCAACUUUUGUUCGAAAGUACUUCUAUUGCUUAUGGUGGGGCUUACAGAACUUAAGUUCAUAUGGGCAGAAUUUGUCGACAAGCACAUUUAUUGGAGAAACAUCAUUUUCCAUUCUCAUUGCCAUCCUUGGUCUUGUUUUGUUUGCACAUCUUAUUGGAAAUAUGCAGACAUACUUGCAGUCUCUAACAGUGCGGCUUGAGGAAUGGAGGCUUAAACGACGAGACACUGAGGAGUGGAUGCGACAUCGCCAACUUCCUGAAGAUUUGAGGAAACGCGUCAGGCGUUUUGUUCAGUAUAAAUGGCUUGCAACUCGAGGAGUAGAUGAAGAAGCUAUUUUGCGUGGUUUACCUGCUGAUCUUAGUCGUGAUAUUCAACGUCACCUAUGCUUGGACCUCGUCCGACGUGUACCGUUUUUCUCACAGAUGGAUGAUCAGUUGCUUGAUGCAAUAUGCGAAAGACUAGUUUCGUCCUUAUGCACCGAGGGUACUUAUAUUGUUCGUGAGGGUGACCCUGUGACUGAGAUGCUAUUCAUAAUCAGGGGUCGACUCGAGAGUUCCACCACAAACGGGGGUCGGACUGGUUUCUUCAAUUCUAUUACCCUGAGACCUGGAGAUUUCUGUGGAGAGGAGCUUCUUGCUUGGGCUUUGCUCCCAAAAUCAGCCGUCAUUUUGCCUUCUUCGACUCGGACAGUUAGAGCCCUCGUUGAAGUGGAAGCUUUUGCAUUGCGGGCUGAAGAUCUCAAGUUUGUUGCUAAUCAAUUUAGACGGCUCCACAGCAAGAAGUUGCAGCACACGUUCCGGUUUUACUCUCAUCACUGGCGGACAUGGGCUGCAUGCUUCAUACAAGCCGCUUGGCGGAGGUAUAAAAGGAGAAAGAUGGCAAAAGAUCUUGCACGGAUGGAGUCAUUUGUUUUGGACGAAACGACAGAAGAUAACACCGAAGAGGGGGAACUGGAUCAGUCUCCUAAUAGCUCAACGCCCUCCAAGAUAAGUUCGAACCUAGGUGUCACAAUACUGGCUUCAAGAUUUGCUGCAAAUACAAGGAGAGGAGUUCAGAAGAUUAAAGACGUAGAUCUACCAAAACUACCAAAACCGGAGGAGCCCGACUUUUCAGAUGAGCCAGACGACUAGCAAAAGCCUCAGCUAAGACAACGUUAACCACUUUCAGUGCCAGGUGCCUGCGUGACAGAAAGUUGAAAGAGAUCUAAUGUUCAGACAUCUGGAGUAGGUUAUUAUGAUUCAAUACGAUGUACUCUCUCCCAUAAAGGGGAAGUCUGUAAGCGGGCCUUUCUCUUAUCAGGUAAACUUAUGUCCGAACAUGGGAUCUCAAGCUGGCUGGAAGAUUACAGCCGUUCUGUAUUAAUACCUACCAGUUGUAGUGUUGCUUUUCCAAUCUGCCACAACUGGUUAAGAUCAGAGUAUGAUUAGAACUGAGCCCAGAAGGGCGCUUUUCAGUUCCUACCUUCUAAGUUUUAACUUUGUAAGAGUACAACAUUUGACAAGAUAACAACGUUAAGGUAUGCUUGUUUACUUGUGAUAAA